This is a messenger RNA of Pieris brassicae (large cabbage white), 1408 nucleotides long. It is a transcript of the gene Xpac, whose product is annotated as DNA repair protein complementing XP-A cells homolog. The record is from RefSeq and is a predicted model, not a curated record. Gene Ontology annotation, cellular component: nucleotide-excision repair factor 1 complex. Gene Ontology annotation, biological process: UV-damage excision repair; nucleotide-excision repair, DNA damage recognition; base-excision repair. Lineage: Eukaryota; Metazoa; Arthropoda; Insecta; Lepidoptera; Pieridae. The transcript is spliced from 5 exons. Bases 530 to 1342 code for a protein of 270 amino acids. Gene Ontology annotation, molecular function: damaged DNA binding.
UCACAACUCACCAUUUCAUUCAUAUUUCAUUCUUCGAUUUAUGUUUGCCACUCUUGUUUACAUUUUUUCUCUGAAAUCUGAAUAUUGUAAGUGCAUUGUAGCUAAAAGUGGUAAUGGUAAAGUGAAGAACUUCGUAUUACAAAGAAAAGCGAUAAAACUUGGAAAUUACAAGAAAUAGAAGUAAUAAACAGAUGCUUAAAUUUAAUAAGGUUUAGGCAUUAAUGCUAUGUAAAAAAGAAACUUUGGCAUACUGAAGAAUGACUCUUUCAGUCUCAAUGGGAAACACUUAUUUGAAUGUUCUGGUGUUCAUUUGGAAACAGUGUGAACAUCCUGGUUCUUAAUGUUUUAAACCAAAACAUUAUUUCCAAAAACACAUUUUCAGUUGUACUGAAAACUGAAGACCUUACACUGUCAGAUCUAUCACUUUGCCUGGGUGCACCUUAAGUUUGAUCAUUAUAUCUGAUAGAGAUAGAUCUGACAUCUUAAAAGCAAAUCAUACAAGUAAAAAUUUUGCACAGAAAGAAUAGCUAUGUAUGAAGGAAGUUCAGAAGAAUUAAUGAAUGAGAAAAAAGAAGAAAAACAAGAGGAAUAUGAAAGUGUAGGAGGGGGUCUAAGCGAUGCCCAAAGAGCGCGCGCCGAACGCAAUCGACAGCGAGCGCGCGUCUUGCGCGAAGCACGUCUGGCACCGCCGCCGUCGAAGUCGCGAGCCGUCGUCACCGUCCAACCGAGCGUGGACUCUGGCGGAGGUUUUCUGCUCGAGGAAAAGGAGACGGAGCCGAAAGCUGUUCAGCCGCCUGCUGCGCCCCUCGUGCAUCGGUCGCAGCAACCACACUGCCUCGAAUGCCAACGGCCGUUCCCACAGUCCUAUCUCUUUGAUACCUUUCACUACUGCGUCUGCGACGACUGUAGAGACGACGACGAGAAACAUGCGUUGAUAACGCGGACAGAGGCGAAGGGCGAGUAUUCACUGAAGGACUGCGAUCUCGACUCCCGGCCGCCGCCGCUGCUAUGCGUGCGUCGCCGCAACCCACAUCGCGCUCGCUUCGCCGAGAUGCGCCUUUACUUGCGCGUGCAGGUGGAGCAGCGAGCUCUCGAGGUGUGGGGAUCCCAAGAGGCGUUGCGAGAGGAGCAGGAGUACCGCGCUCGGCGGCGUGAACGGGCCGCCGCGACGCACGAGCGGCGACGCCUUCGAGCCUUACGCAUGGACGUGCGCUCCAGUCUGUUCGACCGCACGCGAGACACGCACGAGCACGAGUAUGGGCCCGAACGUCACAACCCUGAUGACGAUGUCUAUGAGCGCGCCUGUGAGUGCGGCCAUCUGCUCGUCUACGAGAAGAUGUAGUCAAACCACCAUAUACUGUAUAUCAAUGUUUGUAAUAAAAAAAUAAAGCUUAUAUUAUGGAUCUUA